Talaromyces atroroseus is the source of this 747-nucleotide messenger RNA. RefSeq lists its product as hypothetical. Bases 1 to 747 code for a protein of 248 amino acids. The record is from RefSeq and is a predicted model, not a curated record. The transcript is spliced from 5 exons. NCBI's taxonomy places the organism in Eukaryota, Fungi, Ascomycota, Eurotiomycetes, Eurotiales, Trichocomaceae.
AUGUCAAGCCCAGAAACGGUAGAUAUCAACAGAGUUCCGGUGGUUGUAGCAAUUUUAUGGACGGAAACCGCGGUUGCGGUCACCAUUGUCUCCAUGAGAUUCUGUGCAAGGACUAUGAUCAAAAGGAUUAGUUGGGACGACUGGCUUAUGCUUGUCACACUGGGAUUACUCAUUAUCUGUGCAGCUCUAACUACAGCCCAGUCCAAUGUGGGCGGGUAUCGACAUGUACAGUUCCUCUCCCAAGAUGAAAUUAUUGAUGCUCUUGAGGUCAAUUUUUUCCUUCGAGCCGCCAAUAUCUUGUCUUUCGCGACAGGGAAGGCUGCUGUGGGUAGUCUCAUCCUCCGCCUGAUGGGCCGCUUCAAUCAGUGGCAGAGAUGGGUGGUAUGGGUGGUCAUUGUCCUGACAGCACUUACCAAUAUACUAAACUGCAUAUUCAAUUUUGUCCAAUGCCGCCCAACCAAGGCGAACUGGAAUCCAGAGGUGCCGCAUAGCUGCUGGCCCCCGCGGGCACAGCUGGAUUUUGCAUAUUUCAUGUCAAGUGAAAACAUCAUGGCUGAUGUGAUUCUGGCAAUACUCCCUGCAACUAUCUUUUGGAAUCUCAACUUCAGCACCAAUAGAAGAAUUUAUUUAUCCGUUGUGCUAAGCCUCGGCUCGAUGGCUGCUAUUUGUGGUAUUGUCAAGACAACAGAGCUCGAUUCUAUUGGUGACGAUGACUUCACAUCCCUCGAACGCAAGUUCGGGUACUGA